This is a messenger RNA of Drosophila guanche, 671 nucleotides long. RefSeq lists its product as uncharacterized. The transcript has a single exon. Lineage: Eukaryota; Metazoa; Arthropoda; Insecta; Diptera; Drosophilidae. The record is from RefSeq and is a predicted model, not a curated record. Bases 20 to 514 code for a protein of 164 amino acids.
UGGUUUUGGUUCAAGGCAAAUGCUCUGCUCUGCUCUGCUCUUGUUGAAUUAUUUUGCAAACCUCAAACCAUUUCGUCGGCCUUCGUCGAACAGAGUUGCAAACUGUGCAAACAAGCACGUCGCCUACUUAAGCGCUCCCGCUGGGCUGAUCCAAGGCAUAUCCAAGUUAAGCAUCGACAAGGAACCUCAACCUCUCAACCUCAACAUGAAGCUCGUCUCGAUUACCUUUGUUGUGUGCCUGGUGGUUCUCUGCUGCCUGGAUGAUGCACAGGCCCAGAGCACCGACUCAACUUCGGCGCCAUCUACGAGCACCAGCAACAGCGGAAACGCCAAGAACGUGGUUGUCUCCAAUUUGAGGUACACGGCUGUCAGGCGCAUUCGUGUGGGCAGCUCCACCUCCAGCUCUGUGACCACUCGCAGUGCCUCAGUGCGCAACAGGAAGCUGAGGGCCAAGCGUGCUCAGGCCAAGCGCUCCAAGGGAAAGGCUCUCAACGGUCGGAGGAAAAGGGGCUAAGCUAAGGACUCGGGAACGGACCCCCAUCUGUUGUUCCAUAUUCUGACCUUGUUAUUUAUUCAGCUAAAAGUCAAAUGUUUUAUUUUUGAGCUCAUUCUAAACACACAAAAACACUUAAGUUUAUCGACGGGCGAAUUAAAUUAGAUAAAUACGUAAA